CCUUACUGAGUCCGCCACAUUUUAGGAAAGACAGACUUGUCCAUGGAAAACGCCGCUAACGCUGCCAAGAAAGCCAAACUUGUCACCAUGUCGUUCGUUCCCGUGCCGGAGAAGAGCCACUUCCCCAUACAGAACCUCCCGUAUGGCGUGUUCUCCACCAAGGGCAAUCCUCGGCACAGGGUUGGAGUAGCCAUCGGUGAGCAGAUUCUGGACCUGAGUGCCGUGAAGGACCUGUUUACUGGGCCUGCACUGAGUGGUAAACAACAUGUGUUUGAAGAGCCCACCUUGAAUGCCUUAAUGUCCCUUGGGUCAGCUGCCUGGAAGGAAGCUCGCUCCACUCUGCAGAAACUUCUGUCAGAAGAUGAACCAACUCUCAGGGACAACGCUGAUCUUAGGGCAAGGGCAUUGGUCCCACAGGCUGAUGCCACAAUGCACCUUCCUGCUACCAUUGGUGACUACACAGAUUUCUACUCUUCCCGUCAGCAUGCCACUAAUGUCGGCACCAUGUUCAGAGGACCUGACAACGCUCUGAUGCCAAACUGGCUCCACUUGCCAGUAGGCUACCAUGGCCGUGCCUCUUCAGUAGUGGUGUCUGGUACUCCAGUCAGGAGGCCGUGUGGGCAGAUGAGACCAGACGACAGCAAGCCACCUGUCUUUGGGCCAUGCAAACUUCUGGACAUUGAGUUGGAGAUGGCAUUCUUCGUGGGCCCACCCAACGAGCUAGGACAGCCCAUCCCAGUGUCCAAGGCUCAGGACCACAUCUUUGGCAUGGUAGUCAUGAACGACUGGAGUGCCAGAGACAUCCAGAAGUGGGAGUAUGUUCCACUGGGACCAUUUCUGGGGAAAUCUUUCUCCACCACCAUCUCACCCUGGGUGGUCACCAUGGACGCACUCAUGCCGUUUGUCACCGACAACGCUAAUCAGGAGAACCCCCCAAUCCUUCCAUACCUCCAACAUGAUGACAAGUACAACUUUGACAUCAAGCUGUCUGCUGCUGUCAGGGCAGAGGGCAUGGCGGAACCUGCAGUUAUAUGUAACUCAAACUUCAAGCACAUGUACUGGACCAUGAAACAGCAGCUGGCUCACCACACUGUGAACGGCUGCAGCAUGAGGCCCGGAGACCUGCUGGCCUCAGGAACCAUCAGCGGGGAGACUGAGGACUCUUUUGGCUCUAUGUUGGAACUCUGCUGGAAGGGAACCAAGAAUAUAGACAUCGGUGGGGGACAGACUCGCAAGUUCCUGAAGGACGGAGACGAAGUCAUUUUGUCUGGCUACUGCCAGGGAGAAGGUUUCCGUGUAGGUUUUGGAGAGUGCACAGGGAAGAUCCUCCCUGCUCUCACCUCUUAAACUGUCCACUACUGAGAGGAACAGAAACCACUACCAAACAUGCAGUCACUUUAGGAUGAAUUUUACAGCCUAGUGUGAUGUAGAAACAUAGGUUCCAGACCAUUCUUGAUCAAGAUUACAUAGUAUGGGCUAUGUAUCUUACUGCCAAACCUUUAAAUGUUUUUGUCAUGCCUACAAAUGUACAUGACAUGUCUCUGCUUUCCAGAUGUGUGUUGCACUAACACAGUAUCAUUCUUCCAUGAAGUGUGUAGAAGAAACUUGAUAAGAAUGCCCUAGUGUAUGUAGGAUGUAUUUGAAGUUAGGCUUACUUAAUGUAAAUAAUGAAACAUGCAAAUUUAGAGUGUGUUGGUUUGGGCAUGAAAUGGUCUAGUGAACAGUACAAUUAUGAUCUAAAAUUCCACUGUAGUUAUGUAGUUGUUGACUGCAAUAGAAUGAUGAUCAUAUCAUGGAACACACAUGAACUGCAAUCAAAAUACUAAAAUAAAUACACUACUACCCUAAUUAUGACUUCAAUUUUGGAAUGCUUGAUAUUUUGUGGUCUUCAUAGUCACACAAAGUACAAUAUAAUAUGCUUUUUUGUUGCCACUUUCAUAGCUAAGUUUUGGUUUCAAAUGGUUAAUAAUGCACUCUGAGUGUGUCUUGAUAACAACUAGGUCAUGUGGUGAAUUGGAAUAAAUGGUCAUGU
Molecule: messenger RNA, 2032 nt
Organism: Branchiostoma belcheri (Belcher's lancelet)
Lineage: Eukaryota; Metazoa; Chordata; Leptocardii; Amphioxiformes; Branchiostomatidae
Product: fumarylacetoacetase-like
Exons: 13
Coding region: 43-1347 (434 amino acids)
Biological process (GO): L-tyrosine catabolic process; homogentisate catabolic process; L-phenylalanine catabolic process
Molecular function (GO): fumarylacetoacetase activity
Source: RefSeq, a predicted model, not a curated record